UUGCCAUCGGUGCAGAUUUGUGUUGAAGAACAUUCGAGCGCGUGUCCUGUUAACAAGACCACCUACCACAAAACUCGCCUGAAGUAUUUCGCUUCACUGCAGAAUAGUUCUUCCGGUUGUCGGCUGGCUUCUAUUCUCGGUGCCAUUGACGCUUCUGCUUGCCGGCAUGAAGAGCGUGUGGCUCUGAUAUUGAGACGGGCAGAGCGGGUGGAAGUCGGGAGCGGAAAUCCACUGACGUACGCGCUUCCGGGCGCUUCGGCGCAGAAGCCCAUCCGGUGGGCGCCGAAGCGGUUGGCGCUGGGCGCGCGUGCACAGACGGCCAGUGCAGCUUGUGCUCGAGUGCCAGCCGCAGAUCGCGCUUCGAUCGGACGCAGCUUAUUUCUCUUUUUAACACUUCGUUAUGCACUGCAUGAGCCUGCAGUGAGCACAGGAACCACCAUGCUACUGGGAUGCGUGGAGGGUUGCCAUUGGUUGGCCACCAAUUUGCUUGUGACCCUUGUAAUCCUGCAUGUAGUGGCAUCAGAUUCAAGUAACUUCAAUUGUGUAGCUGGUCUGGACAGUGCUGGAGCAACUGUUCCAAAAGGUGACAUUGUUCUUCAAGUGGGGAGUUCUUUGGAAAUAUUCUGUAAUUUGAACCUAAGCCAUGAAGAUGCACAAGGGCAGAAUGCUAGUUCUUUGGUAUUUUAUCGAAAUGACAAGAAAGUAUCCUCAGAAUUUGUUGAAGUUAUUAAUGCAACAACCAUUCGGUUAUUCAAGGAGAAACCUCCUGCUUCUACAGACAUGUACUAUUGCAAACUUGAAGGCCCGAAGGAUUUAAUAGUUAAGCCUCAGGAAGUCAAGGACUUUAGUUGCAUAUCUCACAACUGGCAAAAUCUCACAUGUAGGUGGAUAAAACCUGAAAAUCCAAUUAAAACAACAUACAAGUUGCAUUUCUACCUUCCAGGCAGAGCAGGCAAGAGAUUGCUGUUUAAUUGUCCAGAAGAUAAUGAUAAAACUUCAGAAUUGAAGAAGAAAUUGCAGAAAAAUGAAGAAUUGUGUUUUUGGGAUUUAUACUCUGAACCACAUUAUCGGCAACCAUAUGAAUACUAUUAUUUUGAAAUGAGAGGAUCAAAUCCACUGGGAGAAAUAAAAUUUGAUCCAAUUAAAUUCCACCACUAUUCUCAUGUAAUUCCAUCGCCACCUGAAAAAUUAACGGUGGAAAAUACUACUCACAACAGCGCAUUUCUUACAUGGGAUGUACCAUUUCCCAUGCAGAUAUUUCCUCCUGGAGUGCAUACUCGCAUGGUGUAUCAAUCUACAUAUGAUAAUAAUGAAAGGUGGCAUGUGGCCAACACCAGUUACCUAUCUGAUCAUUUAGCGAAUCAAACAUAUCACUUAGCUCCUCUUAGUUAUGCAAAUACUUUGUAUGAUGUUCGUGUGUAUUUACGAUCUGCAUUUGCUGUUGGUGAUGACAAGUGGUCCCACUAUGCAUCAGUGACUUUUAAAACUCCACCAACAGUUCCUGGAGCUCCACCGGAAACAGUAAUUGGCAGCUUUGAGGUGAUUCCUGAUGCAGGCACUCGAGAUGUAUAUGUAUAUUGGCGCCAAGUUCCUCCUACCCUUCACAAUGGAGAUAAAUUUGAUUAUAAAGUUAUUUCUGUUAAAGAGAAUGGCAUAGAAAGAUAUUUAGAAUAUAAUCAUUCUUCUGCAUAUGCAAAAUUCAAAGGUUUAACCUACAAUACAUAUGAGUUUUCUAUAGUGUCAACAAAUAUUGUUGGAGAUUCAUUAACCAAAUCUGUGGUUCAUGUGCCAACUAAGGAAGACAUGCCAAAAGAACCAGUUUCCUUCACUAAAAUUGCAUUUCAUGAUGGCAUUUAUGAAUUAUCUUGGAAGGCUCCUUCGGAAUCUCCAAAUAUUGAAAGUUAUACGAUCUUCUGGUGUCUAAAUGGGCGAGAUCGACCUUAUCAGUGCAAUGGACUUUUGAAUUGGACAGUUGUUCCUGCUAAUGUUACAUUAAAAAAUAUUACAGUGCCUGAUGACUCUAAAAUAUAUCAAUUUGCUAUAUCUGCAAAUACCAAAAAUGCCAGUAGUGGUAUGGUAUGGGCUUCUUGUACAGUCAUUCACAACAAAGUUGUUGACAAAAUGAAGAGUGUUUGGAUUAAUCGCAUUGGUUCAACAUUCAUUGAAGUUGGAUGGAAAUUGGAAUGUUCAGAUCGGAUUGGUCGAGUUGAAGCCUUUGAGAUAGGUUUUUGUCCUAUUGUUUCACCUCGUGAGACUGCUUGUAAAGAACCUUUGCAAACCAUUAAACUUGAACCAUCUGAAAGACAAUUUCAUGGGAAUGUUACUGGUCUCCGUCCAUAUACUACAUAUAUGGUUAACAUUGCCAUUCUUACUAAUAAUGGCAAAGGCACACCCAGUGAUCCAUUGUUCAACACAACAAUGGAAGCAGCUCCUGAACCACCCACUAAUGUCACAGUGACGGAAGUUACCAAUUCAUCAAUGACUGUUCAUUGGAUACCUCCGGCUGCAAUGAAUGGUACAUACAGAUUUGUACAGAAAAGUGGAGACAAAGAAUGUCACUUCAUUUGUACUGGACAAUUUAACAAGCUUCACAAAAUACAAGAUUAGCGUUAUGGCAUGCACUGUAGAUUGUUCUGAGCGAUCUAUUCCUAUUGAAGUUAGAACAAGGAUUGGAAAUCCUGGAAAAUUGGAAACGCCUCAAGCAAAGUUCCUCAAUGAUUCCCAAGUGUUGGUUAAUUGGGGUUUCCCUAAGGAUGGCGAACGAGGUGGAAAACUUGAUUUUUAUGAAGUUCGUGUCCAGCAAUUUGAUGGUGCUGGAAACAGCACUCCUCAUGUGUUUAUAAGUACCGACAAUGUAUCUCAGAUACCUAUUCCUGAGUGUAGUAAAGAUCAUUCACGUGUGAAGUAUACAUUUUGGGUACGAGCAGUAAAUAGAGGAGAGAAGAAUGAAUCUUAUUAUGGACCCUGGAGCGAUCCUGGCGAGACAACCUGCUAUAGUUCAGGUCCAACUCUUGCGGUUAAGAUCACUAUAUAUGUUGUUGGUUUCCUUGUUGUCACUGCCCUGUGUAUUGCUGUUGCCUGUGUUGGGAAGAGAGUAUGGAAGUGCUGCAAGGAAAUGCAACAAGUAGAAGUGAAGCUUCCACCUGGCCUUGCUCCUGUUGGGGAUAAGGAAAAGGAUCAAGAUUAUCCUAUUGAUGUUACUUGGACAUCUGGUGAUCAUGACCACCAUCUUACGGGAAAAGUGCGAACUUCUGCAGAUGAAGAGCUGUUGCUCAAGAAGAAAGAGAAGAAGGAGGAGCGCCAUGGUCGCAAUCCCAGCGGUGAUAGCAGUGGGUGUAGCUCUGGCCAUGAGAGUGUCUCCUCUUCUCUCACGUCAGGCACUCAGAUUUCUUCUGAUUCAGGCACUGAGGUGGAUCAGCGCCCUCCUUCGCCUGAUGGUGUGUUUGAAGAGUCCACUCCAUGGGAUCGAGCUUCUCUGCGUCUUCGUAAAGCAUCUCACCGCAGCACACCAAAUCUGAGUGAUGUGGAAGGUUUAAGUUCAGGUCACUGUGUUGGAGCAUGGUCUUCCACAGGUUAUAUCAGCAUGCCUAGCAGUGAAGAAGUUGGUAGUGGUAGUGGGGAAGGAACUAGCUACUGUCGAGUUGGGCUUGAAGCUUCACCCAUGGGUCCAACAGGAGUUUCCCAAAUGCAACAAAUGCAGCUUCCACAGCCCAGCCUUGGUAAAGGGUACGUGGUUCUUCCUAGUAUCCCACCCUCUACAUCUUCUACGGGCACAUUGAGCCCACAGUUACAACAUCCCAGUGCAGCAUCAGCUCCAGUUCUGAGCCCAGUAUCUCAGCCUGCAUCCCAUGGUUAUGUUUCUCACCAGCUACCUUGGGCCAGUCCAAAAGAAAGUCCCAAUAAAGGAUAUGUUAUGGCUGGAGAACUUGGGGAUAUGGCUAAUAAGACAUCUCCAUCAUCACUCACGGGGAUGGGAAUGAGGAUGGAUGAAGACCAAAGCAUCCUGGAUGUAGAUGCUCUAGAGGGAGAAGCUCCAACACCCGAAUCAUACUGUCGAUUAGGUUUGUGUUCAGUACCACCCAUCAAUGUUACCUCGGAUGGGGAGGGCAGCAUGAUCAAACCUAGUACUGGGUAUGUUACUCUCGGAGAAGGAUCUCAUUCAUUGGAUACAGCGAGUGCAGGAAGAGAAAGUACAAGCGCUCAAGGUGCCAGAGGUGCAGGGACUUCGGGUUAUGUCCCUCACAGACACUUUGAAAAGAGGAAUACUGUUCCUCUUUCUUCUGCAUUUAAUGAACAAGCAGAUGACUCCUAUACAAAGAUGAUUCCUACUAGUUCAGGUGAAACUAAGUCACCUACAACGAAUGUGUAGUGCUGAAAUACUUUGGAAGUUUUGAUGUACAUGAUGUUUGUGUUGAUGACAGUGAAAUGUAUUCAUUUUACUCCUUGGGAAGAAUUUUAGUGUUUUCUUGACAAUUAUUUUAGGCAUGUACUUCAAGUGCAUAGCUUGUGAAGAAUCUUUUGUUUUACGUGGUGCUCUAUUCUUUGCGUCAUAGAAGUGUACUGUUGUACUUACAUCAAGAAGUUUGUGCCAUUUACCAUUGAGGUUGUAUGCCUCUUGAGUGCUGUUACUGUAAUAUAACUGUUUAAAGUAUUCUUCAGAAUGUAAUGGACUGAAUGUUGACCGUUACUUUGUUAUGAACAGAAAUUCUUCCCACCAGCUUUGACAUUGCUUGUAUAUUAAAAGUGAAUGUUGCUCAUAAUUGUUGUGCCUUUCUGCUUAUGGUGUCAUCGUUGCAUUGGUGAUGUUUGAGAUUCCUUCCUGCUUCAUGACAUUGUCCAUCUUUCAGCUCGCUCACUCUGUCCCGUCCAUGUUUUGUUUGGUUUGAAACUGCAGGGUUGGAGCCCACUUAAAACGAGCUCUUAUCAGGUUUAAUUAAGUCAACAUUGACUUCUGAACAACUUUCCAGAACUUCCAGCAUUAUGCCAUUAAAAGAAGUCUGAUAGUGUGUUAGCUGUGAAUAUUAUUAGAUGAUUUUGGAAGUGGAUGUAAUCUGUAUUCCAGUUCUCAUAUAUUGACUGAAAUAUUAAAUAUUUGUACAUUAAGGAAAGAUUUUGAUAUGCAAGCAAAAAUUUGUUUUGUAACAUGAUGAACAACGAAGUGUGGUGCAACAAUUGUAGUGUCAGAAACAUUUUUUUUGGCAUGGUGAACGUACCUGAAGUCCACAUAAAAAUGAGUGCUUUGUGGUUUAUGCAGGUGAUCUGUGCAGAAUCAAUGCAUUUUGAAGAUGUGGUUCUGCACCAGCAACAUAAACAUUUAUAAUCUUUAAGGAUCUUUUUUUAAAUUUUUUUUCCCUUCCCAAAACAAAUAUGUGCCAUUUGAAUCUUCCCAUGCACCGAAGUUUUUAAUUUCCGUUUUUAAAAGAAAUAAAAAUACCACUUAAAAAAUAUCACACAAAAAAACAACAAACUGUUCUGCUUUAGAAAGUUCUAUAGUCAUUCUGUUUUUAAAUGUAAAUCCUUUCUGUAAGGUAAACCUUCUGUGAAACAGUUGUUAUUGGUUUUCAUUUUUUCAAAGAAGAAAAUUAGGAGAGAAAAAAAAUUAUAUGGCUUCUAUGUCAACGUUUGAUACAAAAAGUAGAAACAGUGACACCUCCAUUUUCAAGCGAGUAAAUCUGGUGUCUAAAAACAAUUUUCUUUGGGGUAAGAGAGUUUUUUUAAAUGGUGAAAUCAUCUAUAAAAGUAAAAAGUAUAUUUUUAUUUUAGGUUAACUGGCUAUUUGAGAUUUUACUUCCUUUUAUAUUUCAUUGUCACUUGACCAAUGUAUAAUUAGCUUUCGAAAGCAUUUUGCAAGUAAAUCAAAUUUUCUUUGGAACAUUAUUUGUUGCGAAACGAUUGAUUAAAUUGUGCCCUACCUGAAAGUUUGGAAGCCCCUGGUGUAAAUAGCUAAAACAAAAAUAAAAAGAUGAAGAUUUGGAAAUGGUUACCAUUGGAUUUGUUUAAAAAACAAACAAAUAAAAAUAUAAAAAAACGACAACUUUCGGACUAGAUGUUUGGGUGUUAUUUGAAAGGGCUUUAGAUGUCUAGUAAUUGUUGUAAUAGAUAGUAGAAGUAUAUACGUCAUAGUGAUUUUAGUCUCAGUGAUUCUAUAAUGUUAGGCAUUACAAGAGCAGAUGUUGACAGUUUGCUUCAUGCUGAGCUUGGUGACAGAUGUGUUCAUCUUAAUGGUGAUUCAUCAGAGAAGACUUGCAGAUCACCUUGUACAAUUAAAAAUAUUUAUUGUGUAGUUACAAUUGAAUUAUACCUUAACCUAGUCUCAGUAUAUACUGUAUAAGAGACAUGAACCAUGAACUUAAAUUUGCAAACAAAAAUUUUACCAAUUGAACCUUACAGUUAGUAAAUCUGAUAGCAUUUUUCAGUUGUUUGAUCUUUUGAAUAUUAAAAUUCCAAUGUAUGCUUUCUUGUUUUCUUUAAAAAAACAAAACAAAUUUAUUUGGAUUAUAUUUCUCUGUGAAAUUAAUGCACACAUAGUUUUAUGGUGUCAUGGCAAUGCAAGAACCUUAAUUUAAAUUUAUAAACCUUAGAAUUUUUUAUUAGGGAAAGUUGAAGUGCAUGAAUUGAAACUGAAAAAUUAUUUGUGCACAAUCUGACAUGAUGACAAGCUACAAUGAUCAUAACACUGAUACCGUGGGGUAGAACUCUUCUUAUUUCCCAACGUUUGAAAGCUUUCAGAAAGGAGUUAUUCAUUAUUAAUAUCUAGUUCUUUAUAAAAUUCAUUCAAAAUUCAUAUUUUGAACUCUACAAAUGAGAAAGAAUUCACUAGUUCUUCAACUAGAAUUCUUUGAAGCUUAUAAAAAAAAAUAAGACAGUUUGCUAGAGUAGAUUUUUAUACUUUGAGUUACAUUCUGAUAUUUUUGUCAUUUAUUAAUAUUUGAAAAAAAUGAAUUUUUCCACUUCUGUGUUUUUGUUUUAUAUCCAGAGCUGGUGAAUUUCAUUUUAAGGGGUUGAUUUGAGGAGAAUUACGGUAAACAGAAGAUUUGCGUCUUUUUAAAUUACAAGAUGAAUUUUUGUUAGAAAAACUGAAAUUAGUUUCUGUGAGAAUGAAGAGGUUGUGGAUUAAAUAAUUGAAUUCAGUUUUUUUUAUAUGUACUGCUUCGUGAGAGUUAUAUUUGCAUUGUAAAAUAAGUUUUGAAAUAUGUUUAUUAGUGGUGUGAUGUAUAUUCACUGUCUUAGCAAAAUCUUUCAAGCAUUAGAAUCAGUAAACUUCCGAGGACAUUUUUCAUGUGUAAUAUUUGUUCGUCAAUGACUUUGAGUUCAUUGAAUGUUGUUACUUUCUCCUCACAAUACAAUAACUAUGCAUUCUUCGAAAUUUAUUGAAUGGCGUCAAAAAUAUAAAAAAAGGGUCAACUCGGAAUGAAGUAUGAGGCAGACUGAUUUUUAGAAAUCAGUCAAGUUACAUUUUGUAAUUAGUGUUAUACUAUAUGUGAGAAAAAUUUUAAAUGUGAGAACAUUAACAUUUUAAACUGAUAAAGAGACUUCAUUUUAUUGUUUUCAGUAAUGAAAUUUUAUAUGCAAUGGAGAAGCAUUUUGAAGUAAAAAUAUGUUGUGCUGGUUAGAUUUAUCUGUUUUUAUAUUUUGUAAAUUGGUGUCUGGAGAGAGAAACAUUUAAGGUCCUGAAGUCCUAAUUUGGGUGAACUAGAUGAAUUUUUGCUCUGCAUGUGGUGGAGUAGAAAUAUCUACCUUGCAUAUUUCACUGUGGUAAAAGAGUUCACGUUCAUUAAUUUUUGAGUAUAAAUUUAUUCCUUUUGAUUCAUGUAAUUAAUCCAAAUGCAGCUUCAAUAUUUUCCUUGUCUGCAAAGGAGCUGAGGUGUAUGGGAGGCAAUAGAGUGGUACAUUUAAUAGAGAUGUUGAAAAACUGAUGUAGUAAUGUUGUCAGUCUGAAUUUGAAUGUGAAGGAAACUACAAUUUCUCUACAUAUUUUAGCAUAUAAGCAAUACAAUUGUAUUUUAGCUUGGAUCAUAAGUGUUGUUGAUUCUCAAAUUACUUCGAAGAUGACCUAGCAAUUUUGUAAUAAAUGUGGACAUUUGUUUAAUUAUAGUAAUGUUUCUUGAAUGGAUAUUAUGAGACUAAAUUAUUAGUGAAUUCUCAUUGUUUAUUGUAAUUGUACUUUAUAAAUUGAAAAGUUCUGAUUAUACACUUUAGUUUCAAAUAUCCAGAAAUGUGUAUGUAUUGCUGUGACUAUAUGAAAUGCAUGUGCUAUUGUGAAUAUUGAAAAGCUAGGAUAGUUUUAAUUACUCCAUGAUAUGGUGUGAAUUCUUGUGCAAAAAUUUAAAAGAAUGACAGAAAUAUUUAUCAAAUUUCAAUGAAAUUGUAACAUGACCUGAAAGACAGAAUAAUAAAGAUCCUGAUACAGGUGGAGAGAACUGCAUUGUAUCAUGUGAUCCUGAUAUCAAAUUGACUUGACCUUCCAUUAUUACAUAUUGCACUUUUCUACACCCUAGUCAUGCCUAUCAUGACAUUUAUGUAAUUAGACAUGUAGUCUUGUUAAAAGUGUAUAGGUCCUUCUCUGUAAAAUACAGUCUUGAUACAGGUCAUUGCAGCUGUUUUCACUUGUAUCACCACUAUCUUUAUUAUUAGUAUUAAUUUACAGUGUUUUGCAAUAUUACCUUUAUCACUUAUGUCACCUUAAAUGUUCAUGGCCAAAUUCAAAACUGUAAAUAUUAAUAAUCUGCAAAAUUAGAUCAUGGCACCAAAAUAUUUAUCAUGUAACUGAAAAAGGCAAAUUACUAAAUUAUUAAUUAAUUUCAUUAUCAAUUCAUGCUAUAUUUACCUUUCAUAUAUAUUUUUUCCAAAGUUAUCAGUUCAACAUUUUCAUAAUUCCUGUUCUUCUUCCUUUGAUAUGUCUGCUCCUCUCCAUAAAUGAAUGCUGAAAACAUGAUUUUUUCAUAAAAUUAUGUAAAAAAUGUGACUUUACUUUUUUUUCAAAAAAAUAUUUAUUAGGAAAUCUCAGAAGUGAACUACUUUUUCAUGUGUAAUGUAAUUUUGCAAUUAUUCUUGUUUAAUAUUUUACUGGAUUGUGAUUUCUGAAGAGAAAUUUAAAAACACGAAUGUCUACAUUUAAUUUUUUUUUUUAUAUUUAGAUAAAAUUAAAUGAGAAUUUACUUGUAAGAAGGAGAACUAAAUUAAGUCCAAAAUUGCAGCAACGGGAGAAGUAUGCUGAGAAAGCUUCAGAUAAUUUUGCAUGAGGAGUGAAGCACAUAAUUUUUGGACUUCCUGACUUAUAAACUGUAAUUCUUAAAAGUGACUAUUUUGCCACGUUAAAAAAUGGAUUAUGUACAUUCCCAAUUGCUACAUUAUUUCAAGAUCAUGCAUUUCAUUUUAUAUCCAAAUAGUAUGUCAAAGAUGGACUUUUGAAGUAGUACGCAUUCAAGGAUUCAAUUGGUAUUAUUAUAUCAGGAAACCUUUGUUAACACAAAAUAAUCAGUGUUCGUGUUAUUAUUUAUAACUACCAAUAUAUUUCCUUCAUAUGACCCAAAUUUUGUUUGUGUUAUAAAAUGAAUAUUGAAUGUAAAAAAUAUGAAAUGUAAAAUUUGGGUUCAGCGAGUACUUGCUAACGAGAGUUUACUUCAAUUGAUUUUAACAGCUACACUGUUAUUCUUGUUAAUUGAGUUUGGAACGAAUUCAUUAAUCAGUGAGUAGUGUAUUAUAUGAACUGAUUUGUAAGUUAAUAUCAAAGUGUCAUUUGAAUGAAGUGCUUUUACAAUUUUAAUGAAGUUCAAAUCUCUUUGAGGUCCAAUGAUCAGUCCACCUUGCAGUUUAUUUUUUAGUGAACACUUUAAUGACUCUUUUAGAUCAAAUUGUGGUACCUUUAUCAUAAUAUAUGGACAGCCUGUUAAUCAGUAUUGAUAAUUAGUUCAUCAUUACUCUUGCUGGACAGUUAAUAUUAUUGCAGCAUUGUUAUACAUUUGGCCUCUGUAAAAAUUCAAGUAGUAAAAUUGAUAUUAAUGAUUUUCUUGCAACAUUAACUAGCAUAUAAACAAUAAAUUCUUGUUAGAUAAAUGAACAACAUAUUUAUUUCCAGUGUUAAUACAAAGCAUAUUAUGAAAUUUCGAUAUAUAUAUUUAUAUAUAUAUUACUUGCAUCAAAUUGCAUUUAAUGUUUGUUGUCUAUUUUAUAUUACUGGUGUUGAGACUGUCAGUGUAGAGUUUGCAGAUGGUCACUAUUUGGAAAUUUCAGCCAAUGGUUUUCAAAAUUUUAGACUUUUGGUAUUAUCAAAUAACUUCGAUUAAACAUGUUAUAUUCUUGGAUGUAACCUAUACAUUAAUAAUUUAUGUGAAUGCAAUGUAAUUGUCAUAAUGUUGAAAAAGGUUGGAUCAUGGAGAUAAUAGAUGAACUAGUUACUAAGAUUGCCUAAUUCUGAGAAGAGCUAACAGGCACUGGUCUAUUUUUGUAAUACCUUACCUUCUCCAUCUGGAAAGACUGAGAAUGAAGUGCGAUGUAAUAUCUGAUAGGAAAUUCAUUGUCUUUAUUGGGUGAAAGUACAGAGUGCUGACAUUAGAGUUACUAAAUAGUCUUCAAGUAGUGUAGUAAGCAAUGAAAAAAAUUAUGCCAUUAAUGCUGAAAUAAAUAAUCACACGAUAAAGCCUGUAAAACUUUGGGAGGACCUUUUUUGUUUAUGUUAAGAAAAUAUUAUAUAUUUGCUAUAUGAGAAUCAAAGAAGAAAGUCAUAAUAUUUAAUUUAAGAAACAUAAUUUCAAGACCCAAAGUUUCUGAUUAAGCAUAAUUAAUAUCUGGUAGAAUCUGGGGCUGAAUAAAUUGGUGAGAGUUUGAAAACUUGUAGCUCUUUUUUAUAUUGCUUAAAUAUCAGACAUGAGUGGUAAAUAUGUCAUUAUUGGACAUUGAUGAUGACUAAAACUGACCCAAAAUAUACGAAAGGGAAUACAAUUUUAGUUAAAAGGACACUGAUAAUUUCAUUUGUUUCCUACCGUAACCAGUUGUGAAUAGUUCCUUUAUGUAAACAUACCUUUGUAUUUUUCUUAUAAUUAUUGCCAUGUUUUCAUUUUUUACUUCAUAAUUUUUGAUAAAAUGAUAUUUGUUAAUUCUUAUCCAAAUCAGUAAAAAGUUAACAAAAGAUCUAGUCUUUGUUAAAAUAUGUUGUCUAUUGUGCUCUGUAAUUGGGUCGGUUUAUGGAAGUACACAGGCAUCUUCAAUAAUAUUAAUUGGUUGAUAGUUUACUGAACAUAUGAAAGUGUGCUCCUAUUGCCAGAAACUUACAGCAAUAUAUUUUUGUGAAUGUGCAAUUGUGAUGAAAACGCAAAAUUUAGAAUGUAGUUCUACUGACGAUAGUGUAUGUACAAAAAAAGGUUUGUACUUGAAAAAAUGUUUUAGUUUGCAUGUCACCUAUCAUUUUAUUAAUAUUGUUUAAACUUAUAAAAAUUGAUGAUAUGAGUGACAAAAUGUGAAGCUUGUCAAUUUUCUGUCAUUCUGUCACCAAUCUCAAUAUUGAGCUAUUUUUUUGCGUUGUUACCUCAAAAUAUUUUUUUCAGACAUUUCUGAGUGUAAUAUAAUUAAUUAUAUAGGCAGCUUGUGUGAGAUUUCCUUGGUUUGUAAAAAAUUAAAACAAAAAUUAAGAUAACUGGGGCCCAAAUAAUGUAUUGUAAUAUUCUGUGGUGCAUGUGAAUAUUUGUUCAAUGUAACAAAAAAUGAAGUUGUCUCAGAUUUCUCAGCUUUGCUGCGAUCUGUGUAAAUUUCAGCAGUUUUAUAGCGUCUUGCAAUAGCAAGAAGAAGAAAAAUCAGAUCACAUAGUAUCAAAUAAUACUCAUUUUGUCGCUAUCAGGAGAAACUAGGUGGUGUUAUUUGUAUGUACUAAUUGCACUAUAGAUUUCAAUUAUCUUCUUUGUAAUUAAGUGUUUUCCUUAUAAUGUCUUUGAAACCCUAUUCCAAAUAGACAGUUUGAAAGUAUUUAUUGUCAAUAAAAUGGUCUGCAGGUGUAACAAUGAAAAUAUAUGUGUGUUUCAUUUGAUUUAUGACGAAUUCCAGUAGUGUUGUUACUGAUGUAAUGUUCUAUUUUUGUUUAUUUUAACCUAAUCUAUGAAAUGUCUAAUAGUGAAGCAAAAUCAAAAUUUUUGUGAAGCAAGACUUGGGUCUUUGCUGCUAAGUCAUUGUAACCAAGUAAAAUUGGUUGAAGAUUCAUCUGAUGUGUAAAUGUGUAAGAGUACAAAUGUGACCUUGAGUGGUAUAAAACAUGCCCUUGUGACCAAUACAUUUUUCAAUGAAAUUGUUAAUAAUUUAAACUGUUUUUUGCUGUAUACUUGAUUACAAAUGCAGAAUUACAUAAUCCAAUUGUUGACUCUAAUUAAUGUAAUAUCUGUGUUGUUACUGUUUGUGCAAGAAUUAAGUGUAUUUGUUCUUAAGCAAGCCAAUUACUUGUACUCAUUUCUUUGUUGUUUUUGUGAUAUUUAUGUAAGUUAAAUUUGUAUAUCUUUUGUUUUUGAAACUUAAGGCAACAUCUCUGCAAGAUCUUAGAAAUAGGUAGUAUACAUAACUUAGAAAAUGUUGAGAGUAUGACAAGCUCUUGAAUCCUUUUCUGAAAUUUAUAAAUAAUGUAAUUACAUUAUUUAACUUUUUUGUUUCUUUUCCUUGUAAAUUAAAUCAAAUAUCUUGCAGAGGUUUGCAAUAUAUGUGUUCAAUGACUGGGUUUGACUGUGUGUGUAUAUAUAUAUAUGAACCCCUGUGUACAGUUUAUAGAUGGAAGAAAAAUAAAAUAUGUAAAUUCACGGACGCAAAA
Molecule: messenger RNA, 12784 nt
Organism: Gryllus bimaculatus (two-spotted cricket)
Lineage: Eukaryota; Metazoa; Arthropoda; Insecta; Orthoptera; Gryllidae
Source: the annotation of a GenBank genome assembly